UUUCACUCUCCCACAAGCAAACACACCACUACUCACUUCCAAUUCAUCUGCAGAAGAAGAGAGAGAACGAUACUGGUAGGCGAAAAUGGAGGCAUUGAGAAGCAAAUACAGCAACCCUUUUAGCUCUUUCUUCUUCUUCUACUUCUUCUCCGCUGUCUUUCUGAUCUUUCAUGCAUUGCCCACGGCGGAUGCAAAAACGCACUACCAUGAUUUUGUUGUGCAAGCGACUCCAGUGAAGAGGCUGUGCAAAACCCACAACGCGAUAACGGUGAAUGGGAUGUAUCCAGGGCCGACGUUGGAAGUGAACAACGGCGACACUCUGGUGGUCAAUGUUGUUAACAGAGCUCGUUACAAUGUAACUAUUCAUUGGCAUGGAGUGCGUCAAAUAAGAACUGGAUGGGCUGAUGGACCAGAUUUUGUGACUCAAUGCCCUAUAAGACCAGGAGGGAGUUACACAUACCGGUUUACAAUCCAGGGGCAAGAAGGCACACUCUGGUGGCAUGCCCACAGCUCGUGGCUGCGAGCCACCGUGUAUGGUGCUUUGAUCAUCCGCCCUAAAGAAGGAGAAUCAUAUCCUUUCCCCAAGCCAAAACGGGAAACUUCCCUUCUUCUUGGUGAAUGGUGGGACGCGAACCCCGUUGAUGUUGUGAGACAAGCCACAAGAACAGGAGCAGCCCCUAAUGUUUCUGAUGCUUACACGAUUAAUGGACAACCUGGUGAUUUAUACAAUUGCUCCAGCAAAGAGACGAUAACCGUGCCAGUGGAUUCCGGAGAGACAAAUCUUCUCAGGGUUGUUAAUUCUGCGCUCAAUCAACAGCUUUUCUUCAAAGUUGCUAAUCAUAAGCUUACGGUGGUUGGAGCUGAUGCCUCAUACGUGAAACCCUUCACCACCUCAGUCCUCAUGCUCGGACCAGGCCAGACCACUGAUGUACUUAUAACUGCUGAUCAGCCACCCGCCAGGUACUACAUCGCUGCACGAGCCUAUGCCAGCGCUCAAGGAGCACCUUUCGAUAAUACCACCACCACAGCCAUUCUUGAAUAUGAAUCUGCUGGUUGCCCCGCCAAAUGUGUAGUGAAACCCGUUAUGCCUGCAAUGCCAGCAUUUAAUGACACAGCCACCGCAACUGCCUUCACCACCAGGUUCAGAAGCCCAAGACGAGUGCCUGUACCCAACAACAUUGAUCACAAUCUGUUUUUCACGGUUGGUCUGGGACUCAACAAUUGCCCCCCUGGUGCCAGGCCUAGAAACUGUCAGGGCCCAAACGGAACUCGAUUUGCUGCUAGCAUGAACAAUGUGUCUUUUGUGCUCCCAUCCAACUUUUCCUUGCUGCAAGCACAUCAGCAAGGUAUACCUGGAGUUUUCACGACAGAUUUUCCAGCAAACCCACCAGUGCAAUUUGAUUACACUGGUAACGUGAGCCGAUCCCUUUGGCAACCUGUUCGGGGUACUAAGGUGUACAAGUUAAAAUAUGGGGAAACAGUGCAGUUGGUGUUGCAGGGAACAAGCAUCUUCACAGCUGAAAACCACCCAAUUCAUCUUCAUGGUUUUGAUUUCUAUAUAAUUGCUGAAGGCUUUGGAAAUUUCAAUCCAAGCAGAGAUACAGCCAAAUUUAAUCUCGUGGAUCCACCUCUCCGGAAUACGGCAAGUUUACCCGUUGGUGGGUGGACAGUGAUCAGAUUUGUCGCUGACAAUCCAGGGGUCUGGCUGCUGCACUGUCACUUGGAUGUCCACAUUACCUGGGGUUUGGCAAUGGCUUUCCUGGUGGAAAAUGGUGUUGGUGAACUGCAAACAUUAGAGCCCCCCCCAGCUGAUCUUCCCGUCUGUUAGUAAUAUCGGCGGUGGAUGUUCGCAAUAAAUUUUAAUGCCCUGCAAGAAGGGCAACUAGUAAUUUUCUUGUAACAGCAUAUGAAUUAUAUUGUUUCUCCAUAUUUGGGGGCUAGUUUUUGUUUUUUCCCAUUGUUUAUUUGGUUAUAUAAGACCGGGCCAAGAAAGAUGGUGCAACGUCUGCUAGCACAGAGCCACCAUUUUCUAAUCCUGGCAUGUUCGUGAUUGUAGUUAUAUAUUUUUCCAGAGUUACUGAAAGAAUCAUAUUUUUAAUAUUUGCAAA
Molecule: messenger RNA, 2108 nt
Organism: Sesamum indicum (sesame)
Lineage: Eukaryota; Viridiplantae; Streptophyta; Magnoliopsida; Lamiales; Pedaliaceae
Product: laccase-12
Biological process (GO): lignin catabolic process
Cellular component (GO): apoplast
Molecular function (GO): hydroquinone:oxygen oxidoreductase activity; copper ion binding
Source: RefSeq, a predicted model, not a curated record